This is a messenger RNA of Branchiostoma floridae (Florida lancelet), 2436 nucleotides long. RefSeq names its product adenylyl cyclase-associated protein 1-like. Gene Ontology annotation, molecular function: actin binding; adenylate cyclase binding. Gene Ontology annotation, biological process: cytoskeleton organization; regulation of adenylate cyclase activity; cell morphogenesis. Gene Ontology annotation, cellular component: cytoplasm. Lineage: Eukaryota; Metazoa; Chordata; Leptocardii; Amphioxiformes; Branchiostomatidae. The record is from RefSeq and is a predicted model, not a curated record. The coding region runs from base 225 to 2006 and encodes 593 amino acids. The transcript has 19 exons.
CAGCUGUUUUCUUGUGUUCUAUGUUUAGCAGUAGGGCCUUGUUGGAGGGGACCAUUGUGGUGGACUUGUCGGUUGUGGUUGUGAAAUCUCGAUUUAUUCCUGUAUCAACUGUCAAACGUGAUUUUGUAAGGCUGGUUUUGAGAGGAAAAUCUUCCAGAGACUCUUCCCUGUCCUUUUGUGUAUAAGAAUCCGAGCUUGUGAUUGGUUAAGAGCUGGUCGUAACCAUGGAGAACAAAAAGUUGUUACGCAUCUCGGAGCGGUUGGAGAAAGUCGCUGUGCAGUUGGAACUGAGUUUUGACGCCAUGUUGGAGGAAGGCGACAUUGACCCCCGCACGUUUUCGGACAGCGUUAAGAGUGGACGCAGAAGAAAUGAGAUACCAUUUUACACGAUGUCGUCCGACCUUGCUGGUAUCGUGAAGCGGUUAGAGGUGGUGACGUCCCGUCUGGAGGCGGUGGCGGGCAGUGGCGGCAGCGGUGGCAGCGCAGACGUUUCUGUAGCGGAGGACAGUGGAUAUGUGAAAGCUGGAGUGAAAGAGAGUGUAGGUAGAAGUGCCGGUGGAAAGAAGGAUGUACAGGUGGUACUGACCCCCCAGGUAGAAAAAGCCUUGGCGCCUUUUGUAAAGGAAUACGAUGAGAUCUUGUCUGGAGUGUUCGCAAAGGUGGUGUCUCUCAGUCAGGAAAUAGGAGGGGACCUCAGCAAACAGGUUGUCAUGGUGAAGGAGGCGUUCCAGGCACAGAGAGAGUUCAUCGUUCAGGUCGCCAAGUGUAAGGAACCCAGCCAGGAUGUUUUGCAGAAGAUGCUUCAGCCGACUGCAGUCUGCUUAACAGCUGUUCAGAGCUUCCGUGAGGGGAAUCGAGCCAGUCAGCAGUUCAACCACCUGUCUGCCUUCAGCGAGGCGAUCCCAGCACUGGGAUGGGUCACCAUGAAAAUCCCCGAGGCGAACGACCCAAUGAACCCGAAACCGGCACCGUACGUGAAGGAAAUGAAGGAUGCUGGGAUGUUCUACACCAACAGGGUCCUGAAGGACUUCAAGGACAAAGACCAGCGGCAUGUGGAGUGGGCCAAAGCCUGGAUCCAGACGCUGAUGAAGCUUCACGAUUAUGUCAAGCAACACCACACCACUGGGCUGUCCUGGAACAAGGCUGGAGCUCCGGCAACAGCAGGAACAUCCCCUCCCCCCACCAAAGGUGCUGCACCCCCUCCCCCACCCCCUGGUCCCCCUCCUCCCCCACCCCCUCCUCCUGCAGACCUGACCUCUGGUUCAGGGGGUGGGGACGACAUGUCGGCCGCCAAAUCGGCGCUGUUUGCCGACCUUAACAAGGGAACGGAGAUCACUAAAGGUCUGAAGAAGGUGACGGCAGACAUGCAGACCCAUAAGAACCCCAACCUACGACAGACGGGCCCCGUCACCUACAAACCCGGCUCUGGGCCCAAACCCUACUCCAAACCCACAACAACAACCACUCCGGCACCCAAACUUCAACUGGAGGGGGGCAAGAAAUGGAGCGUGCCUGCAAAGGAGAACCCUCCUGUGCUUGAACUGAAUGGCAAGAAGUGGAAUGUGGAGUAUCAGAAGGACAGGAAGGACCUGGCCAUCACAGAAGCCAACAUGAGGCAGACUGUGUAUGUGUACAAGUGUGAGAACAUCACGCUGCAGAUCAAGGGCAAGGUCAACUCCAUCACAUUAGACAGCUGUAAGAAGGUGGCUCUUGUGUUCGAUGAUGUCAUCGCUGCUGUGGACUUCAUCAACUGCCAGCGUAUACAGGCACAGGUGAUUGGGAAGACGCCGAUCUUUAACGUGGACAAGACAGACGGGUGUCAGAUCUACCUGAGCAAGAACUCGCUGGACACGGAAGUCGUCGGCGCAAAGUACUCGGAACUCAACAUCCUGGUUCCUGACGAAAGCGGGGAGUUUACUGAAUUCGCCAUUGCUGAGCAGUUCAAGACAGUUUGGGACCCAAAAACAAAGAAGAUGAACACUGUUCCAACCGAGGUCGUAGGUUAAAGGAUCUCCGCAACCCCCAAACACACCCUCACAUAUACAGCUUAACUAGAUACAAGGCUUCUUUUGCAUUGGUACAUUUGCAUAUAAAUUUUUAUAGGUUCAUAGGAUAAUAAUUUGAUUCUCUACUAUAUCAAAAGUGGAGUAAAUAUUACUCUGAUAAAUCAUAACUAGUAUUUUACAAUUGACAUUGUAUUCUGUUGUUUUCGAGCUACAUGUAGUCAAGAAAAUGUACUUCAAUGUACUUUGAAAAAGGCUAUGAUGAAAUUAAGGAAAUGUUGGAUCUCUCGGAGAUGGAAUAUUGGAAUAACAUGCAAGUUUAAGGAUCUUGAUUCCACAAAUGUAUGGAUACCUGAUUGAAGAUGUUACUGAAUGACUGUCCUAAGAUGGUACAUUUCCACGAAUUAAACACCUUUUUUCCACCUUGAAACAA